UCCCGGUGGGUGUGUGUGUAUUGUGUAUACGUGUAUACGCACGCGUCAAUGUGUGUGUGUUCUUCGUGAGUUUAUGUAUCAAGGAUAUAAUAGUUUUAUUCAUUCGGGAACAAGGCACCUCAGACGGAGGAACGUCACCUGCACAGAUUUACACUGAGGAGUGUUUUACUGAAGAACUUUACUGUGAGACAAGAUGUUUCAGAUUAAAAAGAUUUGCUGUAUAGGCGCUGGGUAUGUUGGAGGUCCGACAUGUAGUGUCAUUGCCAGCAUGUGUCCCGAAAUCACAGUAACGGUGGUGGAUGUUAAUGAAUCCCGGAUCAAAGCCUGGAACUCUGAUACCCUGCCCAUCUAUGAGCCGGGUCUGAAUGAAGUGGUGUUGUCUUGUCGUGGGAAGAACCUCUUCUUCUCCACAGAUAUCGACUCUGCCAUUAAAGAGGCUGAUCUGGUCUUUAUUUCUGUAAACACCCCAACUAAGACGUACGGUAUGGGGAAAGGUCGUGCUGCUGACUUGAAGUUUAUUGAGGCAUGUGCACGCCGCAUUGUGGAGAUGUCGGACGGGUAUAAAAUUGUUACGGAGAAGAGCACAGUGCCAGUCCGUGCAGCUGAGAGCAUCCGUAGGAUAUUUGAUGCAAACACCAAACCCAGCCUCAACUUACAGGUUCUCUCUAACCCAGAGUUCCUUGCGGAGGGUACAGCAGUGAAGGACCUGAAGGACCCAGAUCGUGUCCUGAUUGGUGGAGAUGAGACUCCAGAGGGUCAAAGGGCUAUCAGUGCUCUCUGUGCAGUUUAUGAGCACUGGGUCCCUAAAUCACGCAUAAUCACCACCAACACCUGGUCCUCUGAACUUUCCAAACUGGCAGCGAAUGCAUUCCUGGCUCAGCGCAUCAGUAGUAUAAACUCCAUCUCUGCCCUGUGUGAAUCCACUGGUGCUGAUGUUGAGGAGGUGGCCAGAGCCAUCGGCAUGGAUCAGCGCAUUGGGAGCAAGUUCCUCAAAGCCAGCGUGGGUUUUGGAGGAAGUUGUUUUCAGAAGGAUGUGCUCAAUUUGGUGUAUCUGUGUGAGGCACUGAAUCUCCCAGAGGUUGCUUCAUACUGGCAACAGGUGAUAGACAUGAACGAAUAUCAGAGAAAGAGAUUUGCCUGUCGGAUCAUUGACUGCCUGUUUAACACAGUUACAGGGAAGAAAAUCGCCUUGUUAGGUUUCUCCUUCAAAAAGGACACAGGAGACACCAGAGAGUCAUCCAGUAUCUAUAUCUCUAAGUAUCUGAUGGAUGAAGGAGCAAAGCUGCAUAUUUAUGAUCCUAAAGUGCUAAAGGAGCAGAUAAUCCAGGACUUGUCUCAACCCAGCAUCUCCGGAGACAGCCCAGAGAGAGUUUGUGAUCUUGUAACGGUGACAUCAGACCCCUACGAGGCGUGUGAAAGUGCACACGCCCUGGUCAUCUGCACAGAGUGGGACAUGUUUAAGGAUCUGGAUUAUGAGAAAAUUUAUCACAAGAUGUUGAAACCAGCAUUCAUCUUUGAUGGACGACGAGUCCUGGACCAUCUGCACCCCCAACUACAGAACUUUGGCUUUCAGAUCGAGACCAUUGGAAAGAAGGUAACGACCCGAAUCCCCUUCACACCAUCUGGAGGAGUUCCUCGAGUCAAUGAACCACCCAUCAAGAAAGCCAAAGCCUAAGACACUGACACACACACACACAUGCAUGUGCACUUUAUAUUGAUUAAAGUCUUUUGCUGAGAAAACCAAAUUAAUGUGCGACCGUUCCUGGAAAACGACUGACUCCUCUGUUUGUAAAAAUGCAUGUGCUCUGUGUGUGUUGAACUGUUUAACAGAAUGUUUUUUUUUUUUUAAGACUGAAUUUUAUCUCUCAUAUUCGUUGGCAAAAUGCAGUGAUUUAAUGUUUUAAAGACUUUAUCAUCUGUCUUAGUUUGUUUUAAAUCAUCGAUUAUUUUAGAAUGUUUAAUAUACACACACACAUCAUGUAUGUAUGUGUGUGUAUAUAUAUAUAUAUAUAUAUAUAUAUAUAUAAACAGAAAUGACUGCUCAUAACUAGUGUUAAUGCAUUUCAACAUUCCACUACUGUUCAGUAGAGUAUUAUUGGUUAUGGCUAUCAGUGUAAUGGAUUUUAGUGGAAAAAUUACCUACUUAUUUGAGAGUGAUGUCUGAGGGAUGGUAAUUAUGAUAUUGGGACCAUGUGGGACACAGUGUAAAACAUUUGCCUUAAAUUUGGCAUGCGAGUACACCAUCAAAUAGCCGUUUGUCACCCAGUUAUUAAUCUUUUGCUAUAUAUUGUUGGACCUGCACUGUGUAUUAGUUAUUGUAGAGUCACAUCUGUAACUUUUAUAAAAUCAUCCAUUACUGUACAGGUUUGUAAUUGUCACGUACAACAAUUCCAGAGAAUGAUUUCUUAAAUAAAUAUGGACCAAUCAAAGAAGCACUGUCAUCUAUUCAUUUCACAGACUUAACAUAUGGAAGACAACCAUGGCUGAACCAAAAAAAUGCACAAUUAACAUGUAUUUACCCAAGUUUAAUUCAUAUUCUAAUUAUAUUACUUAGAUGAUGCACAAUAUACAGAUCAUUAAUCCAUUACUAAAACAAUCAAAUGUGUUCAUUUAAAGAAUGUUAUGCAACAAUUUUAUUGUGUAUAUGUAUACUUUACAGUGUUUAUAUGUUACUUGAAGGAAUAUUUCACACCAACAUGAAAAUGUACAUUUACUCACAAACUUGUGUAGUUCCAAA
Messenger RNA from Pimephales promelas (fathead minnow), 2737 nucleotides. RefSeq names its product UDP-glucose 6-dehydrogenase (gene ugdh). Gene Ontology annotation, cellular component: nucleus. Gene Ontology annotation, biological process: glycosaminoglycan biosynthetic process. NCBI's taxonomy places the organism in Eukaryota, Metazoa, Chordata, Actinopteri, Cypriniformes, Leuciscidae. Gene Ontology annotation, molecular function: UDP-glucose 6-dehydrogenase activity; NAD binding. The record is from RefSeq and is a predicted model, not a curated record.